AUGGAGGGGGGAAUUUAUUCCCCCGAUCCUGAAGAAUCAGCGAAGUUUCUAAACCUACUCAAUGAAGUAGGUUUAACGGGCGCUCAUUUGGCGGUGAGCCAUGGGAGCGAGGGCACGUUGGCCCGACAGCUGGCAGAUAGGUUGGGACUGGCACCAAAGCCUUGGCACCUGACGUUCAUCACGGGCCAAGUCAGGGAAGCCGUGCAGAUGGCGGACUUGGACGAUAGGUUGGCAGGCUCGUCAUCUUCGAGGGCUGUGCAGAACUUGUUGGAUGCCGGGGUGGCUCAGGAGAAGAAGAAGCAGGAGAAGGCCCUCGAGCCUAGCAUUGCUGCUGCGGCCAUCCCAGUGAUUCCAAAGAGGGGAACGCUGGGAAGGACGGUUAGACUGCGGAGUGGGCGAGUUGCUGCCGAGGACGAAGUGAAUGACAAGGUCUUGGACAAGUUGGUCGGUGAGUUGAUGGAGUACCGGGCCCCGGUGCUUGAGGAGGUGAAGAAAUCCAUGAACCCGACCAGGGCAAAGGAGGCUUUGCUAGGGAAGUACCGUAUUUCUACGGUCAGGCGGUACCUUGCUUCGUGGCAGCGAUUCCGAGAGUGGACAGACUCCAUGGGAAGAUCCGGGCAGAGGCCAACCAGUGUGAUGCUCGUGGACUACAUGUACGCGAGGGAAGAAGAAGGGAUGGGUCCAUCCAUCCCUUUGGCUGUGAGCGCGGCCGUUGCCUGGUUCGAACGGAUGGCAGGGACCCCAGAAGAAGAGCAGUUGAUGUCCCAAGCCUUUCCGCAGAUGGUGAUGAAGGAGUUGACGCGAAAGCUGGAGCAAAAGGCCCCCCCCCGUCAGGCGAGCGCCUCGCUGGAUGGGUUGCUUUGUGGCCCCCAUGGAGACAUUGGUGAUCGACGGGGCCAUGAGGCCUAUGUGCUGCAUGACGACUGGCUUGCAGUUGGUUUCGAUCUGGUGAAAUUGCAGAUGCCGCGUGACCGGACGUACGUCUUCCCCGAGGGCUGCUUUUAUGGAACGAGGUACGGGACGUCGCACGUCACCUAUGCCGAGGCAGUGGCUGGGAGUUCCAAGGCAUUGUCGCUGCUGGAGGGCUAUCAUGGCCGCCUUAUCCCCAGUGGGUGGGAAAGGUUCUGGUCGGAGCACAGCGAGAGGGCAACACUGCCGAGUGGCCUGGCAGCGCUGGGAGUGGAGAAGGCAAACAGGGAUCUCCUUGGCAGGUGGUGCCCGGAGGGUUCGGAUGUCUACGUUCGAACAUACAACACUAUAGUCAGGAAGAUGCAGAGGAAGCUCGUUGCAGUGCUGAGGGGCGAGACGGCCUAUGAGGAGUUGGACGAAGGUGCAAUCCUCGAGGAGCUCAAGGUCUGGCUUCAUGAGAAGUGGACGGUGCCUGAGGAUCAAGCCGGAAAAGCAGAAGAGGCCUGGAAGGAGAAGCUCGGUGUCAAGGACAGGCCGAGGCCAGUGCUGCAGGAGUCGGAUGAUGACACGACAAUCUAUGAUGGAUCCCAAAGUGAGAAGGAAGCUGAGAGCCUUCACCAAGGAGAGCAGAAGAAGAGGAGGCUGAAUGAGACACUGGACGAGGAGCGUGAGGGGAACUACGUCAUUGUGUACAGGAGAGCGGGCCGCGGUACAUUGCAUCGGCUCGGAGAAAAGGGCUGCUGGAUGGCAAAGAAGAGAGUCUUUGUAAGGUCAGAGAUCUACAAGGAGCUUCCAGAGCCGGAAGAGUAUAC
Messenger RNA from Durusdinium trenchii, 1721 nucleotides. NCBI's taxonomy places the organism in Eukaryota, Dinophyceae, Suessiales, Symbiodiniaceae. The record is from the annotation of a GenBank genome assembly.